UCCCAAUAUCUCCAUUGAUGAAGGACUUAAUUGCUCUGCCUCACUCCUCAAGUGUCAUGAAGCGUGUUGGCUUUAUUUAAAGAUUAUCUGGAACUUCUGCCAAGCCACUCUCAGGUCAAUGCCUCAGGCUGUCUGGGAUGGGUAUAAAAGAGCUGAGCACUUUGCAGUCCUCUAUCCAGCUUCCUCCACUUGACUCCCUUCAGCUCCUGGGACUCCUUGACUGUGUGGAAGAUGUCCUGCUCCAGCCUGUGUGCCCCUGCCUGCGGUGUGGCCGCCCCAGCCCCACUGGCUGACAGCUGCAAUGAGCCCUGCGUGCGCCAGUGCCCCGACUCCACCGUGGUGAUCCAACCCCCGGCCACCGUGGUCACCUUCCCCGGGCCCAUCCUCAGCUCCUUCCCACAGAACGCUGUGGUUGGCUCAGCAGGAGUCCCUGCCAUUGGAUCGGGCUUGGGUGGCACCUUUGGACGUAGUGCCGGCUUUGGGGGCUAUGGAGGCUUUGGGGGCUAUGGAGGCUUUGGGGGCUAUGGAGGCUCUUAUGGCCUUGGAGGCUUUGGGGGCUAUGGAGGCUUUGGCAGCUGCGGAUAUGGCAGCUGGGGCCGAGGUCUUGGGUACCUCAGCGGCAGCUGCGGGCCCUGCUAAGCACAGCACGGCCUCCUGCCCUGGUCGAAGGGAAGCUCUGGAGAAGUCCUAGUGCUUCCCCUCCAGAUGCCAUGAAAAAGCGUUUGCCUUCGGCACUGCUGGGCUCUGGCGCCUGGACACCUUGUACCUGCAUGGGGACCAGCACUAUCUUCCUCUACUCCACAAUAGCUUCGCUUUAAGACUCGCAGCUCUGUGAUGACACUGUCAUGUGCUGGCUGCCUGCUCCUUUACCUUUGUCCUGUUCAAGAGAUUGGGGACAUCCUCUGGCCAGGGGCUGCUCUUCCACCAACUCUCUCAAACCUGGAACCUGCAAUAAAAUCUGUCUUGCAUCACAGUUUCCAUCUCUGAGUUUUCCUUCACAUCUCCUCGAUCCCGAGUUCCCACUGAAGUCACAAAGGCUCUUUGGGGCCACCACUUCCAGCUUACAGCUGAGCCUUCUCAGGAUCUCGGUGGGCUCUGCCCCGUCCCCUCUCACCUGCCCUGAGCAGCAAAAGAUUCAGCAGCAGCUGCCCCAGGCAGGCUCCAAACUGCACCUUCAGUACUUGCUCCUCCCUCACAGCUCUCCCCCACUUCUCUGACCCUGGCUCUACCUGCUGCAGCUCAAGAAGAGUUCUUGGCUCCAUACAGAGCUCAGUGUCUGCUCUUGAGUGUCCCCGUAGUUGGCCUUUGUGAUGUGGGGCCUGUGGACAGGCGUGCAGCCUUCUGAAGGGCAAAAACAGUUCCAGAGACUCCUGUGAUGCCCUGAGGCAAAGGAAGGAAGGUGACAGCCUAUGAGCAACCUUGUCC
Molecule: messenger RNA, 1425 nt
Organism: Tympanuchus pallidicinctus (lesser prairie-chicken)
Lineage: Eukaryota; Metazoa; Chordata; Aves; Galliformes; Phasianidae
Product: claw keratin-like
Exons: 2
Coding region: 232-639 (135 amino acids)
Cellular component (GO): intermediate filament
Molecular function (GO): structural constituent of cytoskeleton
Source: RefSeq, a predicted model, not a curated record